UGUGUUUCUUCAGUGGAUUGAUCACCCACUAUAUAUGUUCCAUUGUGUCUGUUUAGGUUAGGUCAGUUUUCAGUCUGUUCAUGUUACUUUGCUAACUUAUGUUGCCUUUUUGCCUGAGUUCCCUUAUUGUUUAGUUGACCUCUUUUAAGGGCCCAGUGUAUUAUUUAAAUCAUUUUUUGAAAAGAAAAUUAAAUUUCAAACUUUUUUGAUAUAUUUUGCAUUCUGUCCUGCUUUUUGGCUGCUUGGUCCACCACAAUAUGGUGUCAGAAGUGGGAUCAGCAGUUUGAGGACAGUUAUUUAUUUUUUUUCCCUGCCACGUCCCCCCAAAAUUUUUUUUGUGUGGCAUGCAUCGUGGAGGGAGGAUGACAAAAACCCGGACUGAAAAGAAGGAGCCCACAACUUCCAACAUGGACAAUGAAGAGGAAGAGGAGGCUGGAGCUUCAGGAGCUAAUACAGGUACUGAGGGUGAAGAACCAACAUUGCACCAUCUGACUGGUAUUCUCCAGGCCUUCAUGGGACAACAGGAAGCUCGAGAGAUGAGACUUCAGGAGGAGGCCAAGCAGCAGGAAUGCAGACUGAAGGGCCCGCAGCACCAGUUCCAGCUUCUGCAGAUGGAAGUGCAGGCCCGGACUUCACCUGACUACACCGUACCAUCCCCUGAUCCACUGGAGGAGUCUGGCUCAGAUGAUCGGCUGCCACAGGUCGUACAUCAGCCAGCAGGGGUACAGUCUGUAGCUGCUCAGCCUCACUUCUCAAUGGAUCCAAGGUUGGAGAAAUUAACAGAACAUGAUGUUGAACAUUUUCUCAUAACUUUUGAGCGGAUAGCAACCGCAUGCAAGUGGGCAGAAUCUGACUGG
This is a messenger RNA of Oryzias melastigma (Indian medaka), 857 nucleotides long. RefSeq lists its product as uncharacterized. The record is from RefSeq and is a predicted model, not a curated record. NCBI's taxonomy places the organism in Eukaryota, Metazoa, Chordata, Actinopteri, Beloniformes, Adrianichthyidae.